Molecule: messenger RNA, 8626 nt
Organism: Rosa chinensis
Lineage: Eukaryota; Viridiplantae; Streptophyta; Magnoliopsida; Rosales; Rosaceae
Product: disease resistance protein RUN1-like
Exons: 25
Coding region: 16-3312 (1098 amino acids)
Biological process (GO): signal transduction; defense response
Molecular function (GO): ADP binding; protein binding
Source: RefSeq, a predicted model, not a curated record
AACGAAAAGCAAAAUAUGGCUUCUCUGACCAAUGAAGCAGCCAGUUCUUCAUCUUCUUCUCUCCCACAUUCUUCUACUGAUCACCGAAAUCAUUACACAUACGAGGUGUUUUUGAGUUUUCGAGGCGAGGAUACACGCUUUAAUUUUACAGAUCAUUUGCACACUGCUUUGUGUCAGAAGGGAAUUGAGACCUUUAGAGAUGAUAAGCUUAGCAGAGGAGAGGACAUAUCACAAGAGCUCCUUAAAGCAAUUGAGGAGUCCAGAGUUUCAAUCAUUAUCUUCUCUCAAAACUAUGCUUCCUCAAGGUGGUGCCUAGAUGAACUGGUCAAGAUACUUGAAUGCAGAAAAUCAAGAGGACACGAGGUUAGACCGAUUUUCUACAAGGUGGAUCCCUCAGAUGUCCGACACCAAAGAGGUGCUUUCGGUGAGGCAUUUGCUACGCUUGAUCAAUACAAAUACAAGGAUAACAUGGACAAAUGGAAGGCAGCUCUUAAGGAAGCAACAGAUUUGUCUGGAUGGCCUUUCAAGGAUGGCGAGUAUGAGGGUAAAUUUAUCAGGAAGAUUGUUGGGGAGUUGUCCGCCCGAGUAGUAAACCCUUCAUGUAUGUUGCAAAUAGCUACACAUCCAAUUGGAAUAGAGUCUUGUAGACAAGACGUCAACAAACUUUUACAUGCCAAGGAAAAUAUUGUUUGCAUGGUAGGCAUAUGGGGGCCCGGUGGAAUAGGAAAGACUACAAUUGCGAAAGCUGUGUUUAAUUCAAUUCGCCAUAAGUUUGAAGGUAGCUGUUUCUUGGAAGAUGUUAGAUCAAAUGGCCUAGCCCCACUACAAGAGAGACUUUUGUUCGAUAUUUUCAGGGACUCAACUUUGAAGGUGUGCAAUGUUGAUCAAGGAGUCAAUUUUAUAAAGACAGGGAUGCAAAAAAAAAAAGUUCUUUUAGUGCUUGAUGACGUGAGUCAUUCUAGCCAAUUACAUAAUUUAGUUCCAUCCCAUGAUUGUUUUGGGCCUGGCAGUAGAAUUCUCAUAACAACAAGAGAUAAACGUUGGCUAAUUGCCCAUCAAGUUGAUGAAGUAUAUGAGGUCAAGAUGUUAAAUGAUCGUCAAGCUUUGAAUUUGUUUAGUUUGAAUGCAUUCAAAAGAAAUGAUCCUCCAGGUGAUUAUAUGGAACUUGCACAACGUGUUGUACACUAUGCCCAGGGCCUUCCAUUAGCUUUGAUAGUUUUAGGCUCUUAUCUAUUUUGUAAAAGCAAGGAUGAGUGGGAAGCUACAUUAGAUGGUUGUAAAGGAGAAGAUCCACACAUAGAGAUAAUAAACGUUCUCAAAAUAAGUUAUGAUGCUCUGGGAGUAGAUUUAAAAGGAUAUUUUCUUGAUAUCGCUUGUUUCUUUAAGGGCAAGUAUGUAGACAAUGUGAAACCAAUACUAGAAGCUUGCUACGACCUCAAAUCAUUGACUGGUAUUGCACAACUCAAACAAAAGGCCUUAAUUAGAAUUGACUAUGAGACUUUCAAGGGUGGUAGGAUUUGGAUGCAUGACUUGAUAGAAGAAAUGGGUAAAGAAAUAGUGCGUCAAGAGGGUGAAUCUGGCGGAAGGAGUAGAUUGUGGAAUUAUGAUGAUGCCGACCAUGUUUUAACAGAUAAUAUAGGAACAAAGAAAAUAAAAGGCAUCGAAGUAGAGGGGCAGCUAGGAAAAACGAUAUGUUUGAAUGCUAAAAGCUUUUCAGAGAUGAAAAAUCUUAGAUACUUUGUUAGCGAUUAUUUUGCACACUAUUCUGGGAAUAUCGAUUAUCUAUCCAAUGAGUUGAGGUGGCUUAAUUGGUCCGGAUGUCCGAUACAAUCAUUUCCUUCAAAUUUUCAUCCAAGGAAACUUGUUGCGCUCCAUAUUCCAUACAGCCGUUUUAUCAGACGAUUAUGGGAGGGACUGAAGAAUUUUCCAAUUCUAACAUCUAUGGACUUAAGAUGUUGUAAAUCUCUAACAGAACUCCCGAACUUCACCGGAAUACCCAACUUGAAAGAGCUGAAUUUAUAUGGUUGUGAAAGUUUAGUUGUGGUUCAUCAGUCCGUUGGAUUCCUAGAUAAGCUUGUGACCUUGAGUCUUGAAGGCUGCUAUAAACUUGUUAAGUUGCCAACCGAAAUUAGCUUGAAAUCUCUCAUUGCUAUGGAUCUUAGUGAUUGUUGUAGGCUAGAGGAAUUUCCAAAAAUUAUUGGAAAGAUGGAUUCCUUUAAAAAGUUGAACCUAUCACACACUAGCAUUAAAGAAUUGCAUUCAUCAAUUGGAAAUCUCAUGGGGCUUAAUGAGUUGAAUCUAGCAGAUUGUAAAAAUCUUACAACAAUACCAUGCAGCAUAUAUGAGUUACAAAAUCUAGAGAUCCUAGAUGUGAGUGGAUGCUCAAAUCUCAUUACAUUUCCAACAAAAGCAAGCAUUUCAUAUGAUCAUGACAGUCGUUCAUUAGCGCUUCCCAAGCUCCGUGCACUGAGAAUCAACAGAUGUAAUUUAUCAACUGCUGAUUUCAUUGGGAGUCUUGGUUGCUUGGAAACAUUAACCGAACUUGAUCUCUCAAGUAACAAUUUUGUCAGUGUUCCUGCACUUGGCAAAUUUGUCAACUUGCCAAGGAUUGACUUGUAUUGUUGCAAGAGACUUCGAGAGAUUCCAGAGCUGCCACCAAAUAUACUCAAGGUAAAUGCAAGGGAUUGCGAAUCACUGGAGAGAUUCUUGAUAUUGCCCAAGUCUUUGAAAAUGCUAGAGAUGAACUUGUGGAAUUGCCAUAGAUUUAGUUACAGUCUGUGCUAUGACAUGAUGGAAAAUAUUUUGCUGAAUAAUCAGCACAAUACCCGGUUUGGUCUUGUAUUACCCGAUAGUGAGGUUCCGAAGUGGUUCCACUGUUCGAAGGAGGUUGCUGCUAAUGAAAAAGGUCCAUCCAGUACAUGUGCAAUUUCUUUUGAAAUCCCUAGCAAAUUGAAUUGGGAGAACAUAGGACUGGCUGUUUGUUCUGUUCUGGAAAGACGUAGUUUUAUGAUUCGCGAUGGAGUUGAUAUUUCCAUCAAUGGGGUAUUCAUACAUCGGUGUGCCAAGUUGCCCAGUUGGCGCCGUUCCAAUUGGCUCUAUCCGACGGCAGACCAUAUGUGGCUAACUUAUAUUCCAUUAUCUGAUGAAAUAAAGGGAAAGGUGGAUCAAGAGGGUUGGGGGCUAACUUAUCAGUGUCAAGUUGAAUUUUACUCCUCCGCUCAAAUCAAAAGCUGUGGGGUUCACCUCGUAUGCCAACCACCGAGAGUGGCGGCGAUUAUCACCAUCAACAAGAGCAGGAGGAGCAACCAAUAGGAAUGAUUCCUCAGAUAUAUGGUGGAGUCCACCGGAUCAAAUCUUCCAGACUUCUGAUUGGCAAGCAACUCUUGAUCUUUUUUCCAUUUCACAGUUGACUCUAGCGAAUCUUGAUCCUACCUCACCAGCCACUCCAGAGUUCCAACAAUAAUGCCAUGCAUUUAGAUAUGUUCUUUCAGAGACAGAUGGGUUUGAAGCCAAAACUUGACAAUCCAACUGCUAUUUAUUUUACUUCGAGCUUCAAACUGUGAGAACCUGAUCAAGAUUUCAACUAUUUUCAGGUUUACUUGCGCCUUAAGAAACAGGAGCAAAAGUACUUGGUUAAAUCAGGAAACAACAUCGGUGUCAAAUUAAGAGAUCAAGUGGGAUGACUGACAAGAGUUUUCGGAGUAUUAGCAAGUGACAUGAGGCCCUUUAGAGGCUGCUGCAAGAUCAGGAUCUCUCCAACAAGUUUUUCUAUUCACUAGAACUAAACAAUGUAUGGAAUCAAUGAAGGCAUGGUGCUUUGGAUCUGGUAGGUGCUUGAGAUUGGCUACAUGCAUGAUGAUGGGGAAUAAUGGUCUCAAAGCUGUUUUUUAGUCCUCCACAUUGUUGAUCCUCAAUUGAUUCCAUUGUUGUAAGAGAACAUUGGUGGUAUCAGCUAGCUGGUAAAUGCAAAUUAAGUGGGGACUAUAGACAUUCCACUCUGAAAGGUUACAUAUUCUGGCCAAGUGGGGUACAUGCUGAUCCAGCUAAACUUGAAAUGACUGCAAAUAAGCUUGAAGCAGAAGUAUAUGCUAGUCACAUUCCUGAUUUGGACAAUGUCCUGCUUAAUGUUGAUGAGAAGGAGAAAGAGUACUUCCUAUUCACCAACCGUACCUCAUCCCAUUCAGAGAUACAUUCAGAUGUAUUAUUCUUUCAGAGACGGAGAGAUUUGAGGCUGAGACUUGAAAAGAAUCUUCAGACUUCAAGCUUCCAAGUGCAAGAGCUACUCAGAAUUUCAAGAUAUUUCACGUUUGGUAUUCCUCUUUGUUCUCAGGUGUCAGAAGAUCAAUGCCAAGUUUACUUUUGAAUGUCGUGAAGAUGAGUUUAUAGAAUAGAAGAUGCUGAGAGGAUACUAAAACACUCAACAAAUAUUCCUGGUUUGUAAUAUGGUUCUCUUGAGAUGAGGUUCUGAACAUCUGAUUUCUACAUUAAACCUCAGUUUCACUGUCUGCAACUGUAAUUUAGACUUUAGAGUCAUGACACAAUCUGGAAUUUCUUUGGAGUAGUCAGACUACUGUGCAACCACAUGUCCAGAUUUCUUUCCUUUGGAUCAAGGAUGCAUAUGCAUGUUGUAAUUACUUUCCAAAUAGUACAAAGUCAACCUCAUCUCAAGUUUUGCCGCAGUAUAUUCCUCUAACUUAUUGAAACGAAGCCAACGGGCGGAUAAGAUGCCUUUAUAUCCGUCAAGUAUUGUUUCACUAUAGGACAUACAGAAUUAGUAGAAAGCUGGCGUGGCAUUCGAUUAUACUGAUUUAGUUGGAUGAUUUUUCUCCAAGACGUCAUAGUACCGUUCAUAAUCUACCACUACAGAUUUCAGCAAGUUUUGCUGCAGUAUAUUCCUCUACCCUAUUGAAACAGCAUAAGAUUUCAGUCUGUCCAGUCACAGCGUAUGUUGUUCUUUGUUCUAAUUCUCCGUGAAGAAUGCUUGUCGAGGCUUUUCUUACACCGUAACAUUCUGGGGUGCAACUCACGAUAAAGAGACGAUCUUUAGUAUGGGGACUAUAGAUUUUCCAUUCAGAAAGGUUACAGACUCUGGCCAAGUUGGCUACGUGCUGAUUGUUGAUCUAACUGAAUUUAAGACGACCGCCAAUGAGCUAGAAGCAAAGAAGUUCUAGCCUGGCUUUGGCUAAGUAUCUUGCUUAAAGGUGAUGCGGCAGAUGUAUGCUGACCUUCGUGAGGAAGAAGAAUUGUUUUUCAUUGUGUCUAAGGAUGAAAUUGAUACUUCAUGCCAGGGUAGUGCAGUGGGGUGCUCCACCAAGAAGCUCUCUUAAAUUGAAUAUUGAUGGUGCCUAUGCUAAAGAGAAUGGCAUGGGAGGAGUGGGGUUGAUUUUCUGACUCUUCAGAGGGCUUGAAGGGCGGCUUCUCUAGGCAUCUUCCUGCAAUCCAAAGCGAGGCAGAAGAAGCUUGUACAGCAGGCUUGCUUGUGGCUAUUCACCAGAGUUGGAGACAUGUUGAGGUAGAAAGUGAUUGUGCUCAGUUGCUUGCUGCGCUGAAUCUUCAAGGGGAGGAUAACUCUGAGGUUAGUUGAAUAAUGGAUGGUUGUAAGGAUUAUAUGCAGUCUUUUGAUUUUAUUCAAGUUCAACAUAUUUACCGUGAAGCAAAUUGUGUCACCCAUUAGAUUAGUGCACUUUGCUGGUUAUGAUUAUGUUAUUCAGGAAAAUUGUAGAAUUGCAAUCGAGGCACGUGAAAUUUACCAUGACAAAUGCACCAAACGUUCUUGGGAAAUUGUGAACACAGGAAAGCCUUCAAGACAUCCAGUUCUAUUUGCAGCAUCUGUGGGAAGCUUUGGAGCCUAUUUGGCUGAUGGUUCUGAGUAUAGGGAGAUUCUAGCCAACUCUGUUGCUCAUCUAAUUGCAUUUGAGACGACACUGAAUAAGUUAGAGGCAAAGGCAUGUGCUGAACUUCUUGAUGAAGAAGCAUUAGAUUUCCAGCAUGGUUUACUUUUGCUUCUAAAGAUGGAAUCAGUGUGGUGAGUGUUCAUUCCAUCUUUGAGUGUGCCUCUAUUGCUAAUGUAUGCAAGCAAGUUGUUGUUGUUGGAAUCUAUAGUACACUGCCUUGAUUUGUCCAGUGGCUGGUUUCAUCUAUUCGGAAGGUAACAAGCAAACCAAUAAUGAUAUUACCCAACAGUGGUGAGACCUAUGAUGGUCAGAGCAAGCAAUGGGUGUUGUAAGGUUACCAGCAAACAUACACUGAUAUACCUUGAUAGUGGCGAGACUCUUCUGAUGGUCAGAGCAAGCAAGGGAUGUGAUCUAAUGGGGUUUGAUCAAGAGUUUGCGGCAAAGGUAGCCACAGGAAGUGGCAUGAUGCUGGAGCUAUAAGCAUAUAUGGUGCUGGUGUUGUAUGCUGAGGUUAUUUCAGAAUAGCCGUGCUUAUUAAGAAGUUCCGGCUUUGGAAAAGUAUCUUGCUUCAAGGUGAUGUGGCAUGUGUGCUGAACUUCUUGAGGAAGAAGGAAUUGGUUUUCAUUGUUUCUAAGGAUGGAAUUCAUGCUGUGAGUUUGGCAGUUUGCCUCUGUUGUAGAUUCAUGCAAAUAAGCAUUAAUUAUUUGCAUCAAUUCAGCAGCACAAAUUCAGUAGCUAGGGCCAAUCUGGAUUACCAUUCACAAGGUCUAGUGGCACCCGAUCUUAUGUGGUGGUUGAUGAGGGUUUUUAGAGUCAUAAGUAAGUGGCAUGAGUGAGGGUGCUGCAGUAUUAACUAUUAAGCUCUAUCCAACAAGUAUGUCUAUUCAUCAAAACAGAUCAAUGAGUAACAAGCGAACCAAUAGUGAUAUACACUAACAGUGGUGAAACCAUUUGUUGUUCAGAGCAAGCAAUGGGUGCCAUCGAGGGGGUGGGUUAGAGUUUUCGGACAUUGUCUUAGACCAGUGGUGUGAGGCUGGGGCUUCCCUUUUUGGAGGCUGCUGCAGAAUAACUACGAAUACCAGCAGGGUAACAUGCCAAUAUCUAAGGCUCUUGCUAACAAGUCUUCUGCAGUUAACGAGGUUUAGUUGAAUCCCGAAACUGAGAUAGGUAUAAUUUGAAUCAUAUAUGGACAGCAUCAAUCUGGUGUUAACCUUCAUAAGAUGUACUGGCACUUAAAAGGGGAGCAAGGACUUCUAGUUAUAUUAGGAAAGAACUUUGAUGUUAAUAAAGACUCCAUGGACUAAUGGCAACUUCAAGGUUACAAGCAAACAUAUUGUACCUUAACAGCGGCGAGACUUUUGAUAGUAGAGCAAGCAGCAAGCUGGAGUGAUCAAGUAGGGUGUUGAUCGAUGAAGAGUUUGCAGCAGAUAUAGCCAUUGGCGAGUGGCAAAAUGCUGGGCCUUUCCUGUUUAGAGACUCCGAAUAUCAGCAGAACACUUGUCAGCAAGAUUUGGCUACCACAGGAAAUAUAACACUUGGUUUCAACGAAACGGGGAGCCAAAAGUAUCCACUGAUGAAUAUGAACAGGGCACCUAUCGCUACUUUGACUUCCAUAUUGACAAUGAUGACCUAUGCAGAUGGUAUGAUUCUAUUGAUUUUUUCUUUUCUUUUCUUUUUGUCAGAGAUUCUAUUAAUCUUUUAGUUCUAGAGUUUGCAACCAAUAGCCUUUUUGAUGUGGAGUCUAGGUUGCCAUUUGCUUUUUGAUGCUUUCAACCAUAUUACAACUUCUGCUACAUACCUAGUUAUUUGAGCAGAAGGGACUAGGGAGAUAGCAAGAUUUUACUUUUGGAGAGAUGAUUGAUGGUGUGCCUUAAGAAAAGUUACUUUUCGAUGCUUUUAGUCAUCUUGCAACUUCUGCUUCAUACCUAGCUAUUUGAGUGUUGAAGGGACUAGAGAGGUAGCAAGAUCACACUUUUGGAGUGAUGGUUGAUGGUGUGCCCUAAGAAAAGUUACUGUAAGAUCUUGUUGCAGCUAACGUAGGAAAAGUUUGUUGGAUGCGAACAAAAAGGUUCGGUCCUGCUGCUUGUGCAUUUCUCCAAGACAGGAUGACGUUUCGGAAGCUGAAAUUUUUCAGGCACCAUUGUUUUAUGUGGAUAGUAUUGGAGAUUUACUAGGAGCACCUUUCUAUACAUAGAAGUUCUCUUGAUUCGCACCCUUGUUGCAUGAUUUUGAGUUCAUUUCACAGAAAAGAAGUAUUUGGGAAAAAAGAAGAAGGAAGGAACAAAAAUUGAGUGCGCACAUCUGUGCUGAAGUAGAACACACAUACACAUGCACAUGCAUUCUUUGUAUAUAUUAAAUUGUCUAACUAACAUGUCUUUAUAUGAAAACAUCAAAAUAGUACAAAGUCAGCUCAUCUCAUAUGUUGCUGCAGUAUAGUCGUUUCCCUUAUUGAAAUGAAGCCAGUGGGCGAAUAAGAUGCUGGGGUUUGGGUUGCCGUUAUAUCUAUCAAGCUCAAUUUUACUAUAAGAGUUACAGGAUGAGUCGAAAGCUGUCGUGGCAUUCGAUGGUACGGAUUUAGUUGGUUGAUUUUCUCAAAGGCAUUCAUCUAUCCACAAUGGAGUACCAAUCAUAAUCUACAGAUUUCAGUCUGUUCUUAUCACAAUCUCUGUGAAGAAUGUUUGUCAAGGCUUUUUCUUACACCCCAACAUUCUGAAGUGUGAAUCCUGAUAAAG